Molecule: messenger RNA, 1028 nt
Organism: Pollicipes pollicipes
Lineage: Eukaryota; Metazoa; Arthropoda; Thecostraca; Pollicipedomorpha; Pollicipedidae
Product: ficolin-2-like
Exons: 4
Coding region: 21-1028 (335 amino acids)
Biological process (GO): blood coagulation
Source: RefSeq, a predicted model, not a curated record
CCCGCACUGCGUCGGGCGCCAUGAGGAUCGACGAGAAGAUCACUACCUCUGUGGAGGCGACUGUGCGCACCAUGACCAACUCGAUCCAGGAGACGCUGCGCCGGUUCGAGACGCGCCUGAUGACGAUCGAGGCGCGCCUGGACGGCUCGGACGAGCCGCUGGCGCGCAGCCGCUCGCGCCAGGACUUCGCCUGCAACGAGGCGCACGAGCGCAGCCUGCAGCAGGGCGUGGAGCGCAUCACCAACAUCUUGGGCUCCGUGACGGAGCGUGUCGCCGAGGCGCGCGACGCCAGCUCGGCCGCCGAGCAAGGUGUGACCCGACUCAACGAGCGCCUGCCAGCCGCCGAGAACAGCAUCAAGCAGGAGCUGGAGCACUCGGUCGGCGUUAUCGAGACGGGCGUGAAGAGGCAGCUACAGGCGCUGGCGCUGGCGGCGCCGCGCGCGCCCGAGCCGGCCGCCUGCCCCGGCCAAGACCUGACGGCCACCCUCAAGCGGAUGGAGUCAGCGCUGACGUGGCAGAUGAACAAGGUGGAGAACGCGGUGACGGUGCUGCAGACUGGCGCCGAGCGUCAGCAGGGCCGGCGGGAGGUGGACCGGGACGCCGCCCACCAGGUGGAGCCGCUAGAGCGCAGCCCAGAGACCCUGAAGAGCUGCGCUGAGCUGCUGGAGAGGGGUUUCACGGACAACGGGCUCUACUACAUCCGGCCGGCGCCCGGCCUCGCCAAGGUGCGCGUCUUCUGCGACAUGACGACCAAGGGCGGCGGUUGGACCGUCUUCCAGCGGCGCGGGCCGCACCUCAAGCGCGAAAACUUCUUCCAGGACUGGGACGCCUACAAGACCGGCUUCGGCGGGCCGGAGGGCGAGUACUGGCUGGGUAACGCCUACCUGCACGCGCUGACCGCGCCCGGCCGGCACCGACUGCGGGUGGAGAUGCUGGAUUGGAACGGCGCCAGGACGUUUGCCGAGUACGCCCGACUUCAGCGUCGCCGACGAGGGCGACAAGUUCCGGAUUCGGCUGGGCACCUUUAG